UUUUUUUUUUUUUUUUUUCCUUUAUCACUGAUCGUCUUUCAAUCUUCCUUGUGUUGCAUGCCUGAGUGUGUGUACGUGUGUCAAUCUUCAAUGUCACAAGCUGCAAGUAAAAACCAUCCUCCUCCUCCUUCGGCUCCUCGCUUUUAUACUGAUCUGCUGUCAGACUAUACCCAAGCAUUGUGUUACUUUUCUCCUAAUGCUGUCAGUCAUUCGCCAAUAACGCCUUCCAUGUCGCCUUUGUUAUCCGUGAAUCAUCCACCGUCAAUUUCCGCAGCUUCUUCCUCCGCUUUACUUCCUAUUAUUGCCACGGGCCGCUUACCUCAGCCUCAUCUGCCAACCACCAUGGUUGCAACCAUGGGAGUUCAUUCACCCCUUACCCGAACCGCCACCCCACCCUCGUCCCCAUUGCCCACUCAAGCAGACCAUCGAUUACACUAUCGGGGAGCCACCACGGCUCAGGGUCUCCGUCGUCGUCCCAGACGCCGGACGUCCAAUCAGCCGGAUCUCCGCAUGUUUUCUUGUACCACCGAGGGAUGUGACAAGGUUUUCAAGCGAUCUGAGCAUUUGAAGCGGCAUAUUCGUUCGGUCCAUACAUUGGAAAAGCGUAAGUGGGAAAUCCCAGCUGCGAUGGAAACCCCUCAAAAUCAUCACUGCAAAAAACGCUUCUCGAGGUCUGAUAACCUCAAUCAGCAUAUUAGGGUCCAUGUACAUUCAUAAGUAUGAAAUCAGACCCAAAAAAAAGACGAAAUCGAUCUA
Molecule: messenger RNA, 756 nt
Organism: Radiomyces spectabilis
Lineage: Eukaryota; Fungi; Mucoromycota; Mucoromycetes; Mucorales; Radiomycetaceae
Exons: 2
Coding region: 58-717 (219 amino acids)
Biological process (GO): regulation of transcription by RNA polymerase II
Molecular function (GO): DNA-binding transcription factor activity, RNA polymerase II-specific; RNA polymerase II cis-regulatory region sequence-specific DNA binding
Source: RefSeq, a predicted model, not a curated record